Tremella mesenterica DSM 1558 is the source of this 1263-nucleotide messenger RNA. RefSeq lists its product as uncharacterized. The transcript is spliced from 5 exons. The record is from RefSeq and is a predicted model, not a curated record. Lineage: Eukaryota; Fungi; Basidiomycota; Tremellomycetes; Tremellales; Tremellaceae. Bases 1 to 1263 code for a protein of 420 amino acids.
AUGGAACAUUCCUCUGGAUCAGUGGCUAGUAUUGCUAAGGUCGGCACAACAGACCGCACCGGGAAAGCCCUACCAGGAAUAGUAAAUAAACGCCUCAGUCGUGGAUAUGCAGCAAACGUCACUGAAUGCGCCCAAUAUUGCGCCAACGCCAGUGUCAAUCUUGCACUUUCAGUACUCGCAUACAACACGUCCAACUCCAAUGUGAAUCGAUAUCCGGCCGUGUUGGCUUUGACCCAUACCCUAUAUGACUUGAAGGGUACGGAAAUAACGGAGAGGGAUCGGUCAGAGUUGCUAGAGCCAUUUCAAGACAUGGGCACAACAAAAGCCGGAACAAGGGGCAAUGCGCGUUCGGCAAGGUCGAGAAGGUCAAGUCACAGAGUAUCACAGAGUGCUUCAAUUGCUGAAGACAAAAGGCAAAAUGACAUGAUACAGGUCAAUUAUCAAAUCUUGCACGCAAGAGCCGAUGGGACCACCAUCCCCUGGAAUUUGAUGGUCAAUCAACUGACCAAUACUGCUCUUUGGGCAUAUCAGAAUUCUGAUCUACCGUCGAUGAGUCAUGAAGAUAUGCAUACAGCUUGUGAUGAGCUCAAAUCUUGCUUGACUUUAUGGGAAUGUGGAAAAGGUCAAGCACCAACUCAACAUCUUAAAUUGGCUUACACAAUGACCUAUGAUUAUGGUGAUCAACUGAGAAUGUCUCUACAUGGAACCUUCCCAAUUGUUGAUGAUGAGCAUCAGAUACCGACGUUCCUCCCUAAAGAGAUUUCAGCAAUAUACGAAUAUGUCUUCGGUACAGUCAAUACCUUGGAAAGUGUUGUGGAUGAAGAGGAUGAAGAGAGUGAAGGUGAUCAAGAGAAUGAAGCGGAUGUGUGGGAUGGGGGUCAAGUACAGGCUCACCCCCUAACACUAAACCCAGAGCAUCCAAUGCAACCUUAUGCGAUCAUGACCAUUGAAGACUACAAAAUUGAUCAAUACGAUCAGCAGGGCCCGGACCGCAUGCCCGUGACAUGGGAGGGUCCCAACGAGCAAACUUAUCAGCUUGACAGGAAUUAUGGGCAAGGUGGAGAAGGUUCAGAAGGGAGCGGAUCCAUGUCGUUCUCUUCAGAUGAGGGAGAUGGGCGUCAGACAGCUACAGAGAUGAGUGGAACGGAGGAUUAUGCUUGGUGCGGGACUGAAUACAUGUCAUAUUAUAAUAUGUCACGUCCAUUGGCUCUUGUCGGUAUUAGGAGAUCAGGGUCCACGGAGUUAUGGUUGGAGAGUCCCUGA